AUGACAGCCAUCACUGACUCUCAAAUCUUCGGCAAUGUCUUCUCCACGCCGGAGAUAGCGAAGAUCUGGUCUGACCGCCAGCGAACUCAAUAUUAUCUCGACUUUGAAGCCGCAUUGGCAAAAGCACAAGCGGAACUGGGCAUUAUUCCACAAAAAGCAUGCGAUGAGAUUGUCAAGCAUUGCACUUUGGAUCAAUUGGAUUUUGAUCUUUUGAGGCAGCAGACGGAAUUGAUCGGCUAUCCGGUCUUGCCGGUGGUUCAGCAGCUGGUCAAGAAGAUCAAUGCGGUGGAAGAUCGGCUGGGAGAAUGGAUUCAUUGGGGGACUACGACGCAGGACCUCACCGACACAGCCACAGUCCUCCAACUCCGAGACACCAUCGUCCUCCUCGAGAAGUCCCUCGACACCAUCGCCAACGCUCUAACCAAGCUCUGCAAAGACCACAAAACCACCCCAAUGGCCGCCCGCAGCAACCUCCAACAAGCGGUCCCCAUCUCCUUCGGCUUCAAAAUGGCCCGUCUCCUCGCAACUUUCAACCGCCACCGUCACCGCCUCCUCGAACUCAAACCCCGUCUCCUCGUCCUCGAAUUCUCCGGCGCAGCAGGGACCCUCGCGACCAUCACGCCUUCCACAUCCUACUCCCCCGCUGCGGAAACAUCCACCCCUCUCGCUCUCCAAUGCCAAACUCUCCUCGCCAGACACCUCGACCUCGCCGUUCCCAGUAUAGCCUGGCACACCGAACGCGACACCUUCGCCGAGUUCUCCACUUUCCUCUCCCUCCUCACCGCCACCUGCGCGAAAUUCGCAACGGAUUUGAAAUUGAUGAUGCAAUCCGAAGUCAACGAAGCGCGGGAACCGUACGUCGCUCACCGCGGCUCCUCGUCCACCAUGCCGCAAAAGCGAAAUCCAAUCGGAUGCGCGUACAUCUGCUCCAUGGCGAGUUCAGUCCGUGCCAUGUCCGGCGGGAUGGUAGAAGCCAUGGUCGCGGACCACGAGCGGAGUACCGGACCGUGGGAAAUCGAGUGGGUCAUGUUACCGCAACUUUGCGCGCUGAGCGUGGCGUGUUUGAAGCAAACGGGAACACUGUUGGAAGGGUUGGAAGUGGACGUCGAGGGGAUGGCGAGGAAUUUGGAGAUUAGCAAAGGUGCGAUUGUGAGUGAGGCGGUGAUGAUGGGGUUGGGGAAGAAAGUGGGACGGCAGUAUGCGCAUGAUUUGGUGUAUGGGUUGUGUCGACGGGCGCAGGUGGAGGGGAGGGCGUUGGUGGAGUUGUUGAGGGAGGAUGAGGAGGUGAAGAAGGUGGAGUUGGAAGAGGGGGAGUUGGAGAGGUUGUGUGAUCCGGGGAAUUAUUUGGGGUUGAGUGGGGUUAUGGUUGAGAUGGUGCUGGAGGAGACGGACAAGUAG
Molecule: messenger RNA, 1398 nt
Organism: Zymoseptoria tritici IPO323
Lineage: Eukaryota; Fungi; Ascomycota; Dothideomycetes; Mycosphaerellales; Mycosphaerellaceae
Gene: CMLE2
Product: beta carboxy-cis-cis-muconate lactonizing enzyme, cyloisomerase, CLME2
Exons: 2
Coding region: 1-1398 (465 amino acids)
Molecular function (GO): catalytic activity
Source: RefSeq, a predicted model, not a curated record